This is a messenger RNA of Dissoconium aciculare CBS 342.82, 1119 nucleotides long. RefSeq lists its product as uncharacterized. The transcript is spliced from 2 exons. The record is from RefSeq and is a predicted model, not a curated record. Gene Ontology annotation, cellular component: membrane. NCBI's taxonomy places the organism in Eukaryota, Fungi, Ascomycota, Dothideomycetes, Mycosphaerellales, Dissoconiaceae. Bases 243 to 1097 code for a protein of 284 amino acids. Gene Ontology annotation, molecular function: serine-type endopeptidase activity.
UCCGAAAUGGGACUUUGAGCAUGCGACACCUGAUUUCACACGAUAAACGUCCAAUUAUUGUAACAGCCACGACAACGCCACGACUUUGUCUUUGUUGAAUCACAGUCACCAACAGAACAUCUCGCAUAUUCAACUCUGCAUCUGGACAAUUGAAACUAGAGGCGUCGCCAGCAACUCCCACCAAAACAACACCACCUCCCGCCGCGUCUGCGCUUCGGCGAGCGCAAGGUCAAGAUCCAACGAUGACCGAGUCCCGCAACUAUGGCACAUUUCCGUGGAUCCCUCUUCCAGAUCCUCGAAGACUGCGGAGUUACCUGAAUCGACUCCCGCUCGCGACUCGAGGUUUCCUCGCUGUCCUGACGAUUCUCUACGUCGUCAGUGUCAUCGUACCAGGGAUCAGACAGUGGGGCGCGUUGAUCCCGAUGGAGAUCGGGUUACAUACAUUAUACCGCCUCAACACCUACCCUCUCCUCCACUGGUCCAUCUUCCACUACCUCCUCAACACCAUCGCCUUCAUCCCCCUCCUCGAACGCUUCGAACUCGAACACGGCACGAUCGUCACCACAAUCCUCUUCACCGGUCCCUUCGGAUUACUGCCCGGCGGCAUCUACACCCUACUCGAGCGGUACAUUUUCCACUUCGAAGGCGCCGCCAUCGGUGCCAGCGUGUGGAUCUUCCUCCUCCUCUCCUCGGAGGCGAUGAAGAUGUACCGCAACAACCCCUACUUCAGCCUCGGCGAGAGCGUGCAGAUCCCCACCUGGACCAGCCCGCUGUUCCUGAUGCUGCUGAUCCACUUCCUGAUGCCGUACUCCUCGCUGCUGGGCCACCUGUGCGGCUCGGUCGUCGGCUACGCGUGGGGGCUGGGUUACAUCAAAUUCCUGGCCCCGCCGGACGGGAUCCUCAAGUGGAUCGAGGACAAAUUGAACCUCCUCGGCCGACUGCCGCAUUUCGUGAGCGUGGACCAGAAGACUUUCGGGCGCUAUGGCGUCUUGCCCACGACGAACGGGGGCGGUGGUGCUGCGGCGGCGGGGGGGAGGCCUGGGUUGAAUGGGCUUGCCGUGGGUCCCGUGGGGAGCACGCAGAGGUUAGGACCGUGAGAACCAAGAGAUUGUGGAUGGG